Kockovaella imperatae is the source of this 570-nucleotide messenger RNA. RefSeq lists its product as hypothetical. Lineage: Eukaryota; Fungi; Basidiomycota; Tremellomycetes; Tremellales; Cuniculitremaceae. The transcript has 7 exons. The record is from RefSeq and is a predicted model, not a curated record. Bases 1 to 570 code for a protein of 189 amino acids. Gene Ontology annotation, cellular component: membrane; cytoplasm.
AUGUCAUUCCUGUUCGUCUCCCGCUUCGCCGCAUUUUACAAUCGGAACUUUGAGAAGCGACCCGUUCCAACAUUGAUAGUGACGAAUGGCGUUUUGAACAGUAUAGCUGAUGCGAUGGCUCAAUCCUCGACCAUCCUAGCAAGUACGGGUUCGGUGAAAGAAGUCGUUCAACAAUAUGAUACCAAACGAACGCUUCGAUUUUGUAUUUUUGGGAUGGCUAUGGGCCCGGUCAUCGGCGGGUGGAUGCGAUUGAUCGAAAGGGGAAUACCGUUGAGGAAAGUAGGUGGAAAUGGCAUACAACUUGCAAAGCGAGUUCUGGCAGAUCAAGCGAUCAUGGCGCCCAUCGGACUGGUCCUCUUCGUGGGAUCAAUGGGAAUCAUGGAAGGCAAGAACACAACCCAGCUUCAAGAAAAGUAUCAAGACGUCACUGCGCUCCUCGCCAAUUGGAAAGUCUGGCCAUUGAUCCAAACGAUCAACUUUAAACUCAUGCCGUUGGCUUACCGAGUUCCAUUCCAAUCGACCUGUGGGAUCGCAUGGACGUUGUACUUGUCAUUGUUAAAUGCAAAGUGA